CACAAUUGUCCAUGAAAUCAAAAGCUCCAUACACUUCGUGGGAUGUUGAGCGUUACCACCCCCACUCAGCUCCACGAAUAUACCGAGAUGUCUCGGUUAGCCGACUACUUCAUAGUCGUCGGCUACCAUCACGAAAAAGAGAGAGGUGGAAUUAGCAGUGGUUUAAUAUUACAAAGGUUCCCAGAAAAAGAUUGGGCUGAUACACCAUUUAUUGAAGGCAUAGAAUGGUUUUGCCAACCCCAAGGAUGGGCCUUGUCGACCGAAAGGCAAGAACCUCGAUUUUACGUGGCAAUAUUGACCGAUAUCGAUGCAAAUCGUCAUUACUGCGCGUGCAUGUGCUUCAACGAAACUGUCUCUAUAACACCCAGCAAACCUGUCGACGAAGAAGAGGAUCCCGUCGAUGGCGUUAAUCGUGCUCUCGUUAAAGCAAUCCCUGCUGUUUCACAUCACAGUAUCAUGUAUGCUCCAAAAUGUUUGGUCCUCGUCUCCAGACUUGAUUACAUCGAAACUUUUCGAAAUUGUUUGGGAAUUAUUUACACGGUUUAUGUGGAAAACAUUGGAAUACCUCUGGAGACAUUGGUGGGAAAUAUUUUGGGAUGUAUACAAGUUCCACCGGCUGGUGGGCCUCAAGUGCGAUUUAGCAUCGGUGCUGGCGAUCGACAAGCGUUACAACCUCCAAUUAGUCCCUCAUUACCGAUAACUCAUUGCAGCGUCAAUUUACUAUUCAUGCAAUUAGGUAUCAGAAAUGUCCUCGUGCUGUUUUGUGCAGUUAUGACGGAACACAAAAUUCUAUUUCACUCAUCAAGUUAUUCGCGUUUAACGGAAGGAUGUCGUGCUCUCACAGCUUUAAUGUAUCCAUUCAAAUAUACCCAUGUGAACAUUCCCCUAUUGCCGGCUGCUUUGAUUGACUUUCUCGACACUCCGACACCAUUUAUAAUGGGUGUUCAUAGUUCAUUGAAACAUGAAGUGGCUGAACUCAUGGACGUGAUUGUCGCGGAUCUUGAUGGCGGUUCGAUAAUGGUACCCGAUGGCGUAUCACUGGCACUUCUUCCCGAACCACUUUUAUCACAAACACAAGACGCAUUAUCAAUGGUAUUACAACCAGAAUUGGCCUGUGCGGAUUACGCUUUUCCUCCUCUUGCAACGAGAGCACCACAUCCGCCAAUGCUCGAUAAAGAAUUACGCGCUGUAUUUAUGCGAACUUUUGCUCAACUAUUGCAAGGCUAUCGCAGUUGUCUAACAUUAAUAAGAAUCCAUUCGAAACCGGUCAUCACCUUUCACAAGGCUGCAUUCCUCGGCGAACGUGGCCUAACCGACUGUGAUUUUACAACAAGAAUAUUGGACUGCAUGUUUUUCACUUCAUUUAUCGCUGAACGUGGACCACCUUGGAGGGCGUGUGACGUUUGGGAUGAAUUGCACAGUAAUUUUAGUGAUCAUUUAAAGCAAGAGUCGCAAGAUCAACGAUUAAUUUUAACACACAUUCAAGAAUUGGCGCAACAACUUUAUACUAAUGAAAAUCCAAAUCCCCAGCCUUAUGUACAAAAAAUUCUCAAACCACCCGAGGGGGCAUUCGCAAGAAUUCAUCAGCCAAUGUUGCCGAGAAUAAAUUCUGACACUGUGCAAGCAAUUAUUGACGAGGGUUUAACGAAGAGUAAUCUUAAAGUGAGAUUGUCGUCGUUGAGGCCAAUUCAGCCGCGUAUUGUUCCAAUGGGACCACACAUAUCGAAUACACACGAUAAUAGACAUUUAGUUAGUAAUUCAGCCCGACGUCUCGAGGUCCUUCGCAAUUGCAUCAAUUGUAUAUUCGAGAAUAAAAUAUCCGACGCUAGGAAAACAUUUCCCGCUGUGUUGCGCGCUUUGAAGAGUAAAGCGGCAAGACUGGCGCUUUGUAUGGAACUCUCUCAACAUGUGGUGGGCAAUAAGGCAAUGUUGGAACAUCAGCAAUUCGAUUUGGUAGUGAGGCUGAUGAACUGUGCAUUGCAAGACGAUUCAUCGAUGGACGAGCACGGUGUGGCGGCUGCUCUCUUGCCCCUCGCGACUGCCUUCUGUCGGAAGCUUUGUACGGGCGUGAUUCAGUUUGCUUACACCUGCAUUCAGGAGCACGCCGUGUGGCAGAGUUUGCAAUUUUGGGAAGACGCUUUCUACCUCGACGUUCAGAAGGACAUUAAGAGGUUGUAUUUACCGGGGGAAAAUACAACACCGCCGCGACAAAUCAAUGACAGUAUACUGAGUCCUAUUAGUCCACGAGAGAGUAAGGACUUUGCCUAUCGGGAGCGUGGUCAAGUGUCAUACCGAGUGCAAGAGCCGUCAGCUCUGGAAAUUGCCGCCGAGCAGAUGAGAAUUUGGUCAACGAUUAAUGGAGACAAGCAGCAGGAGCUCAUUGCAAGUGAGGAGAGUACAAUGUACAGUCAAGCGAUUCACUACGCUAAUCGAAUGGUCUACUUACUUGUGCCACUUGAUAUUAGUACGAAAACGCAUCGUCAGGAUCAUGUUUAUGAUGACGAGAGGGCGAGCAACAGCAUCACCAACAGUGUCGCGAGUGACAGUGGCGACGCCGAGUCGGGUUUCGAGGAGGCCGAUCCCGGUGAGACUGGGGCUUCGGUAAUAAGAAUGGUGUCGCGUUUCGUCGACCGAGUCUGCACCGAGGGCGGCGUGAGCACCGAGCACGUGAGGUGCCUCCACCAGAUGGUGCCCGGAGUGGUGCACAUGCAUAUCGAGACUCUCGAGGCAGUUCAUAGGGAGAGCAAACGCCUCCCACCGAUACAGAAGCCAAAGAUAUUGACACCAAACAUGCUUCCAGGGGAGGAGGUCGUCAUGGACGGUCUACGUGUCUACUUACUGCCCGACGGUCGCGAAGAAGGUUCGGCAGGUCUUCCAAAAACACCACCCCUAUUGCCGGCCGAGGGGGCCAUUUUCCUCACCAACUACAGAAUCGUCUUCAAGGGCAUUCCCUGCGACCCCUUCGCCUGCGAGCAGUUGGUGGUCCGCGCCUUCCCCGUCACCUCCCUCACGAAGGAGAAGCGCGUCUCGGUCCAACACCUGGCGCACUUGGACCAGUACAUCCAGGAAGGUCUGCAAUUACGAUCGUGCACCUUCCAGUUGAUCAAGUUAGCCUUCGACGAGGAGGUAACUCCGGAGAAUAUUGAGACACUGCGGAAACUGGUCCAGAAGGCCCGAAACCCCCCUCACAUCUUUCAUCAUUUCGCCUUCAACGGGCAGGUCCUAGUCACCCCGACGACGCACCACAAGGGCAAGGAGAAGAACGCCACCCUCAAGGGCUUCGCCAAGAAGACCCUAUUGAAGACUGCCAGGAAGGCCGGUUUCAAACCCAAGCAAUCGUCCAAACGCCAGAAGUACGUACUCCCGAACAUGAAUCUCACGAACAGCAACAAGUACAUGACAUCGCCGGGUCGCAUGAGUCUUCCAAUGACAGAGAACAACGACAUGAGUCACGACGACGAUCUCAGUGUGGACGAAUUCGAAAUCGCCGGCAUCGUGCCCACGCAGCCGACCGACGCCAAAACACUCGAGAGACUCUCGGAACGCAGCUACGUUCGCGACUGGUACCGCCUGGGUCUCUGCUCGUCCCGACCGCAGAACAACCGACGCAACGAACCUUUCCGCCUGACGUCGGCGAAUUGCGCCUACAUGUUAUGCAGAAGCUACCCGGCCCUUCUGCUGGUUCCGACCGCCGUGACCGACGACAGUAUUCGCCGCUUCUGCCGCCUCUACCGACACAACAGAAUCCCCGCAGUCACCUGGCGCCACCCGCGAACAAAGGCCCUUCUCAUCCGCGGCGCCGGCUACCACGGCAAGGGCGUGAUGGGCAUGCUGAAGGCCCACCCGACGUCGGCCGGCAACUUGAAAACUACCUCGUCGGAAAGCACGUCUUCCUUGGAGCAGGAGAAGUACAUAAUGGCCCUGGUCGCCGCCACUCCACUCUCGAUCCUCCGACAGGGCUCCGCCUGGGGAAUGUCGGACAGCUCCUUGAGUAUCGACUCCUUGCUGCUUGCCGCCGAGGACCGGAAUGCGACACCCGAACAGUCGAGACGAAAUCCCUUCAACAAGGCAGUGGGGAACCUGGGCUCGAGCGGAGGGAAAGGACCGAAGAAUUUUGGACGAUGGGGAUCGCUGAAGGACAAGAGGCACAGUUCGCAGGCCUCGUUGUCAUCGGUGAAUCAACGGGGAACGAUUCGUCACUCUGCCGAUUCUGAUAGUGGUACCGAGUGUGUGCACACCUUUCAACGCGCUGCCCUCUACGUCCUCGGGGAGAAGUCCUACAUGAAGGGCCCGAAACCCGAGACGGCAGCGCCUAAAACCGAUUUCAUACCGGUCGAAUUCUACGACGUUCGACACACGAAAGCUGCUUUUAAGAAGUUAAUGAAGGCGUGCGUGCCGAGUUCACCAAGUAUCGAACCGGAUCAGAGUUUUUAUAAAUUAAUCGAAAGUUCCGAGUGGUUGCAUCAACUGCAAAGUUUGAUGCAAUUGGCCGGGGCUGUUAUUGAUUUGAUGGACGUUCAGGGUUCGUCGGUUGCUGUAUGCCUGGAGGACGGCUGGGACACGACGGCGACAGUUUGCUCAAUUGCUCAGGUUUGCUUGGACCCACAUUAUCGAACGCUCGACGGAUUUCGCACACUGAUUGAGAAAGAAUGGCUUGGCUUUGGUCAUCGUUUCGGUCAUCGGAGUAAUCUAGCGACAAAUUCACAGACGACAAAUUUCACGCCAACUUUCCUUCAAUUUUUGGAUAUUGUCCAUCAAAUACAGAAGCAAUUUCCAUUGGCGUUUGAAUUUAAUGAGUAUUAUUUGAAGUUCUUGGCGUAUCAUUCGGUGUCUUGUCGGUUCAGGACAUUUUUGUUGGAUUGUGAAUUCGACAGGGUUGAGUGUGGCAUUACGGCGGUCGAAGACAAGAGGGGUUCGUUGACUAGUCAUCAUAAGGGUGUUGAUACGGGCAGUGACGAUGAGACUGUUUAUCCAGGCGGUCGUUUGGCGGGUACAAAUAUGGGUUGCAAUUUGGGUCAGAGUAUUUUUGAUUAUAUUGAGAAGCAACACGCGAGAUCGCCUUUGUUUUAUAAUUUUCUCUAUACGCCAAAUUCGGAGCAUCCGGUUUUGAGACCUGUUUCUCAUUUGCCUAAUUUGGAUAUUUGGAAUUAUUAUCUUGAAGAGGAAUUGGCGCAUGGACCCGCUUAUGAUUUGGAGAUUCUUCAGCAAGAUUCGCAGCAAGAAGAGGAGGCUGAGGCUGCCGAUGGGAUUGUCAAGAGCAAUCGAAAAGUUGUAACUCAAGGAUACAACAGCGUCAGUUCAAUGGUACCUGAUCAAUUUACUCACUUAUUAGAAGAAAUUCACAAAUUAGAAACGGAACUAGGACACUUGCCCCAGAAAUGGAAGGUCCUUUGGGAUAAACUCGAGUUGCCAAAUACUGAUUCCCUCGCGAGACACGCGUCUUUUAGUACGGCUCUGGUCAGACAUCACGGUCGGCUAAUUCACAAACGGUCCACAUUGGAAUUACUGUUAAGAGGGAAACUCGCUGGUGGAACUGCAACUGGAAAUGAGAGUUCUGUCUAUGCUCAUCCACACAGAUUCGAGAGGUUGGAUUCUGCGACACCAACUCAUUGUGAUGCGUGCUCUGGAGUUUUAUGGGGACCAGUAAAAGCGGGAUUGAGGUGCGUUGAUUGCGGUCACGUUUGUCACGACAAAUGUGCCGAUGCAGUGCCGAAAAAUUGUACAAAAUACAAAGCCGUAGCUGACAAUUUACAAUCGCACACUCUCACUCGAAGUGGCGGUGACAAUGGAAGCGUAAAUUCAAGUGUGACUACAAUGCAGACGACAUCGCAGCAAUACUAUGAUCAAUUUUCAAGUAAUGUUGCUGAAAACAGAACUCACGAGGGAUAUUUGUAUAAACGUGGUGCACUUCUCAAAGGUUGGAAGCAACGGUGGUUCGUACUCGAUUCUAUAAAACAUCAAUUGAGGUACUAUGACGCGAUGGAAGAUUCACAUUGCAAAGGCUACAUUGAUCUUGCCGAAGUCGUGUCCGUGACUCCUGCAGCACCAAUGCAGGGCCCACCAAAGAAAACAGAUGAUAAAUCAUUUUUUGAUUUACGCACAAAUAGGCGGACCUACAAUUUUUGCGCAGGUGACGCGGCAACGGCACAAGAAUGGAUCGAGAAGGUUCAAGCGUGCUUGCAGUAGUGCCUCUGUUCUAAUUUCUUUCAAAUUUUUAGUUUUGAAAAAAUCAUGCAAGUGACUGAUAGGAUAAUUUAAAUUUUACUUUUGUUAAAUAAUUUUUGUAUAGCUUAAUUAUAUAUCGUAAUAGAUGUUUUUUUUAAAUGUUGCGAAUCUCGUGAAGAACGAUUAUAGAGUUUAAAGACAAAGACUAUGUCAGCAAAACUGUUCUUAAGUAACAGAUCACUGUUGUACAUUAUUAUUCAUAAAUUUAAUUUUCACGUGUUUAAAGAAAAAAGAAACAUUUGAAAUUGCGACAGAAGAAUGAAAUACGGAGAGAUUUAUCUAAUACAUUUUUUUUAGUUUUGUUUCUUUUAUAUUUUUUUGGCAAAAAAAAGAAAAAAGAAAAAAAAAACCCAGAGUAUUGAAAGAGAAAAAUUUAUUUAAAGAGUCUAACUUAUAAGCUUCGUAUAUCUGUCGAUAUAUCAUUAGAUUUAGUGAAAAAAGAUUUAAAAUAAAAAAAUGAAACAAUGAGCAUUGACGCAAUCUCAUUUGUGAGAUGAAAAAAUAUAUCUAGGAGACAAAAAAACAUGCAUGCUCUGCUUUGGAAUUUGAAUUCGUCGCUAAAUAUUACAUUCUCAUUUUUUAUUUCGAAUACGCUUUUAAUUGUGAAAGAAAAAAAGGAAACGAUCAGAUACGACGGUUAGCAAAAGAUAAUUAUUGUUGUUUGUACACUAACUUCUGUGUAGCACAGAUGCCAUGAAGACUUAUUUAAUUUUAAGUAAAUAUUCUAUAAUCAAAUCUCUCUCUAAACAAAGAUAUACAGAUUACAGCGGAAUCGAUAUUUAAACGAAAAAAACAGUGGCAAACGCUUGUUCGCUUAGCUUUUUUUAUUUUAUUUUACUUUUUUUUUAAAGACCCUUUUUGUACAUUCCCCUGUUUCGUGAAAACGAAAUAUUCGCCUUUAAUGUUCGCUUUAAAUUUAUACGCGAUUAUGUAUUUACUUUUUAGACAAAAGUUGACUGAUACGCAUUAUCUGAAAUUUUUGCAAAAUAAAUUACAAUUUUUCGUUAAAAAAAACAA
Leptopilina heterotoma is the source of this 7242-nucleotide messenger RNA. RefSeq names its product myotubularin-related protein 13 (gene Sbf). The record is from RefSeq and is a predicted model, not a curated record. Bases 43 to 6186 code for a protein of 2047 amino acids. NCBI's taxonomy places the organism in Eukaryota, Metazoa, Arthropoda, Insecta, Hymenoptera, Figitidae. The transcript is spliced from 12 exons.